AUGGAAACCAUAGCCGCCUUACAACACAUAAAAUCUGUCAUCAAACCUGAUCUGGCUUUCAUCCACUUUUAUUGCCUGAAAGGAAUAACAACUUACUGGUCAGAAACAAUUUUUAUUUUAUUCAUAAUGGUAUAAGUUAACGAUAAUUAUAAAAAGAAGAAAGAAAGGCUAUCAAAUACUAUUUCCUUGUCUCCGAUUUUUGAUAACUGAUUUGAAAGACUUAUUCGAUAUUAAAAAUUCGCAGGAAAAUCGAUCUAAAUAUUAAACUGCAUAGUCUACGAGAACGCCGUUUUUGGACGCAAUUGAGCUACUUGCAUUGCUCCGGGGUAUGAGCUCUGGGUGACGUAGUGAUUAUAUUAUUUGAGCUAUUUUCCACAAAUGACAGAAAAAAGACGAAAGGAUACACGAGUCAAAUGAACGAAGCGCAAGACCCACCUAGCCUAACGUGUUCCAAGCUCCAAGAUAGUCAAGUGCGGAGAUCGUGAAAAUUGAUACAAAAAACGCGCGGGGGCUGGGGAGAGAGAAGGUUGCCGCCCCCUUUCCCAGAUUACGCGCGUCCUAUUUUCCUUAACCUUAUUUUCGCCACACUCCUACUAUCUGAGAGCCUGGCACAGCCUAGAUCUACCAUGAAACACUGUCUCAUUCCCUAGGAAUAUACUAUAUGUACUCGAUUACACACCGCCUCCGAUUAAACGCCCUAGAUGGAACACCGCACACAAUACAAUAAUAGAGAAGAAGAAAUGAUGACGUCACAAAAACUGAAUUGGUGAAAUUUUGGCAGUGGUUGGUAUAUCCAGAUAGAAGAAGAUGAUUUCCCUUGGCUAAAAAAAAAAAACAGUCAAAUGAUGAAAAUUGGUGACGAGAUAUAAGCACUACCAUGCUCCCAAGACUCCAUACAAAGUUUUCUGGAAAAGGCCUGGACCGUAAACGUUACGAUCCAAGCCAAUUGUAGGGGGAUUUGUAUGAAGUCAUCAGAACAUAACAGUGCCCUUAGCUCCUCACCAAUUUGCACCAACUGACUCAUUGUUAACAAGGGGAUAUUUUUCAUCGUAUCCUUUUUUCUGGAUGUGCAAAGCAAUCAAUCCCUUAAUUUCACAAAUUUGAAUUUGCAUGACGCCACACUUCACCUGUUUAAUGUAGGCGGGUAAGCUCAAGGAUUAUAAGAAAAAGCUCGGUAAAACAAAUAUGUUCAUGCACUCCCGUAUUACCUCGAAAACCAUACCCGAUAUAGGCAAAAUCUAUGCCCGUUUUCAGACCAAAACGACGCACAAACUUAACCAUACCCUUUAGGGCGGCACAUACCUAUAAGGCAAAUAUAAAGUAGGGAGUACCCCAUCCCUCCCGCUCCCCCGGGAGUCAUCUUGGUGAAGGCGAGACAAUCAGCGAGUGCUGUUGGGUGGGGCAAAGGAUCAAUUCUUUUCUCAUAUAAACGCUCGCUAAAGUUGACUGGGAGGGGGAAGGCAUAAACGGGGCCUCGGUAAGGUAGUCGAGUAUUGUUAUUGAUUCCUUGUUCUUCUUGUCAAAGGGCUCUCUUCGAAGCCUUGAAUAUUCCUCUGGUGGGCGGAUCAGCAGAAUCGAGAUACCUUAGCAUGGACAAACUAAAGACACGGAGUGUUUUGCAAGCCUACGGCGAUGUCUCUUGUGCUGAGGGAGUAGUUCUUAAAAAAGGUACUUUACUGCAGUGCUCUGCUUUUGGUGCAGCGCUAAUGUAGAGGCCAUUAGUUCGAAUCCCGUUGAAGUCCCGAAAGUUUUUUUUUAGAUUUAAUUUGCAAUUUCGCGUUUGCUUAAAUUGCAAUCACCACUGUGACGAUCAUAUCUUCAUUUAUAUUUCUACCUUUUACUGUUAAAAAAAUAGGAAAGAUGUGGUAGUCGCAGAACCUCACGCGACAUGUGUAGCCUGACAGCGAGCUAUCAUGAGUGAGAGAUAAGGGGUCGAUUUCGCUAGAAGUAUCGAAAACGUUAAGGAUAUUUUUCUGGUUACAGGAGAUCGCAUACCAAAUGAGCUCAUCCAGUAUCCGUGUGUUGUCAAGGCAAGCAAAGGAGAGGAUACCAGAGCAGUGCGACUGGUAAAGGACCAGCAGUCGUUAGAUGCAGCUAUUGCACAUGCGCUGACUUUUUCGACCCAAGUCAUUAUUGAAAGGUAGGUUGUAACGUUGAAAUUAUUCGUCUGCGGGAAUGUUUUUUGGAUGCGCUAUCACUGAGAAAAGAUGUGCAGUAUAAUAGAUAUAUAGGCCAAAAAAUAAAUUAACGUCGAGUAAAAUUGUCAUAUUCUCUCUGGGGAAUUGACAAUAUAUAGUUUAAGCUCUAUCACGUAACCGCUAACACCCCGCGUAUACCCCUUGGCUAUCCUAUACGUGUCUGUACAUUGUGAGCUUCUUCAAGAAGGCCAGUUCCUCUUCCUAAUAGCGUGCUCAGUCUUUUUGGUGUUUAUGCACCCCACCCAGCUCUCGCAGCGAUGAACUUACAGGAGCUUCCAGUAUCCUACCACCUUGUGCUGAGUCUACCAUAUCUUAUUAGCAUUUCAGGCAUUGUUUGAGGAUUGCUCCAAUAAGAAUAUUUUAAUACUUAAUAGAAGAAACAAAAUGACAGAAAAAAUGGGAAGCAUAAUUCUUUUCAAAAGAGCGUUGUCGUGAAAUUAUCAUACGCUAUCAUCUUUUUUGUCUCGGUUACAGUCAGCCGAACAGUUGAAGAGUUUGGAUAAUUAAACGCGUCGCUCGGUAAGAAAAGGAGGCGCAUAUGUUAUCAUUAAACAACAUGGAUUCAAAGAUUGAAUGCGAUUUGGAUGAAUUCAGCUUAGUGCUGAAGCAAGUUUUUGUUCUGAUGCAGAUUCAUAGAAGGACGGGAGAUCCGUUGCGCCGUCAUCAAAUCAGAAGAAACUGGGAAUAUAAAGGCUUUGUCGUGUAUGGAAUACAACGUGUGCCACGAUGACAUCCGUAAGUCUGAGGAGAAGUAUGUCUAUAAUCAAGAAGGAUUGCCUGUAGGUGAGUAUUCCAUUUUUUUGGUCAUAAACAAAGUCAAAAUCGAAAGCGCUGUUCGAUUUAGCGUGCGAGCAAGCUCUCUCCAUUUUAUUCAGCGUCGUCGGCGAUAUCGAAUCUGCCGUCACCUGUAUGCCUUGUCGGAAGAAUUCGCCCAGGACUAUCCCGCUCGGUUCCAAGCAUCCUCUGCUCACUCGGAUAGGACGACCUGGCCUGGGAAUGAGGCUGGGGACAUCGAGAGAAGUCAAGAGCUCGCAACCCGAAAUGGAGAGCUUGCUCACAGGCUUUGCUCGUUCGAAGAGGAGGAGCGAGAGAUAGGAAAAGCUAGAAGCGUGUAACCUAAAAAUAGCCUAAAAUGUGAAUACACUUUUGCCGUAAUCAGUGGGAGAUGGAGGAUCCUGGAAAAGCUAAAAGGGGAUUUCCAGGCCCGCGAAUUAGGGCAUGUCGCGCAAAGGAUAUUGAAGUUUUCAAAUGCUUUUGUAGAAUACUUUCUUGGGAAAGCAGAUUUAAAUAUUAUCUGCCGUUGAUCUGGCAUCUUGACUUGAUUUUUCACUGUUCUUGGCCUGAUUUUGGUAAGUCCCUCUUCCGCCACAUCAUGAAUUAUCAGUUAACUGUCAAUUCAAUAUUAAAGUGGUCUAUAUUUGUCCAGUUCUAUUUAUUAUUACCUAAACUUCCAUGUAGUGUUCGAUAACUGACUCGUCCCAAGUCGUUUCUCAGCCUCCUGUGAAUAUUAACGGGAGUAGCGAGGUCAAGAGGAGAGCAAGGGAUGACGGGAAGGAGGAAAGAGUGGAGACUCUCUUUCGUUUUCGUCGUUCCCAUCACCCCUUGUGCUCCAUUCGGUCACGCCGAUCGCCGCAUGCGAUACAAAUAGAGACGACUGUGAACAAGCUUGCCUAGUCCCUGUACGGCGUCUUCCCAGGCCCUUUCGGUCAAUGCAUUUUGGUGACGUAACCCGAAACGCAUCGGCCGCGCACAAUAAUGAGGCCUAGGGACCAGGCAAGGGACAAGCCAGGGUCGAUUGUGCUAGUUGGUGAUAGUUAGUAUUAUGCAUUGUUCAUUCUGUAUUUCUGCAUUUCAAGCUUGGAGCUCAGGAACAAGAGCUUAUAGGCGACGUUGUCUUGGUUUUCAUUUCAUGUACCCAUUAUAAUGGCAAAAUAUUUUAUCUUUGGUUAUCGAGACAUUUUUAAAUGUCUAUUUUUCGCUCAGUAAUUAAUCUGUGGGUUCGCAGAGGGAAAGGAACAGACAGGUGUUACUAUUUUUUCUUUUUUUCUUUCUAUAAUAGGCAAGCCAGCAGAAGUUAAGACUUGGUAUCUUGACCCUGAAAAGGAAGGAGAACUAAUAAGGCGUAUCCAGCAGCAAAGCUGUCGAGCCUUUCUCGAGUUAGACCUCCAAGACUUUGGUCUUUUCGACUUCCGAAUAGACAACAAUGGAAAUCCAUUUCUACUGGAAUGUAACCUGUUCUGGUCGUUUACUUCAUUGUGUCCCUUAAGUGCAGUCGCUAAGGGUUCUGGCUGUACUAUUGAAAGUUUGUUUGAUUUAAUGAUUCAGAACGCUUUGUUUCGGAAAGAAAAGCAAUGA
Porites evermanni is the source of this 4553-nucleotide messenger RNA. The record is from the annotation of a GenBank genome assembly. NCBI's taxonomy places the organism in Eukaryota, Metazoa, Cnidaria, Anthozoa, Scleractinia, Poritidae.